This is a messenger RNA of Salarias fasciatus (jewelled blenny), 4157 nucleotides long. It is a transcript of the gene tspan31, whose product is annotated as tetraspanin 31. NCBI's taxonomy places the organism in Eukaryota, Metazoa, Chordata, Actinopteri, Blenniiformes, Blenniidae. The coding region runs from base 131 to 769 and encodes 212 amino acids. The transcript is spliced from 6 exons. The record is from RefSeq and is a predicted model, not a curated record. Gene Ontology annotation, cellular component: membrane.
UCGACGUCGCCGCGGACGCCCUCUCUCUCUCGGCUGUUUGUUUCUGAGCUCGGAAAGGAGACACUCCGGACUUUCUUCCAUUUUUCGUCUUUUACCGGGACUGGACCGAGUCCAGGGAGCGUUUUUAAAUAUGGUCUGCGGCGGUUUCACCUGCUCCAAAAACGCGCUGUGUUCUCUCAACGUGGUUUAUAUGCUGGUCGGCCUGCUGCUGAUCGGCGUAGCGGCGUGGGGGAAGGGCUACGGCCUGGUGUCCAGCAUCCACAUCAUCGGCGGGGUCAUCGCCGUGGGCGUCUUCCUGCUGCUCAUCGCCAUCGUGGGACUGAUCGGAGCCGUGCACCACCACCAAGUCAUGCUCUUCUUUUACAUGGUCAUCCUCUUCAUCGUCUUCCUGUUCCAGUUUGGAGUUUCCUGCUCCUGCCUGGCGAUGAACAGGGGGCAGCAGGAGGGGCUUCUGAACUCCACCUGGAGCAUCCUGGAGGACCCCACCAAGACGGACCUGGAGACGCAGCUCAACUGCUGCGGCCUGUUCAACAGGGAGGACAGCCGCCAGCAGUACGAGCAGGACCUGAAGACCUGUCCCCUGUCCUGUAACGCCACCCAGCCCUGCUUCCCCUGCGGGGACAUGAUGCUGAACCACGCCACGGAGGCCCUGAAGAUCCUGGGGGGGGUCGGACUCUUCUUCAGCUUCACAGAGAUCCUCGGGGUGUGGCUAGCUGUGCGCUACAGGAACCAGAAGGACCCCCGAGCUAACCCCAGUGCUUUCCUCUAGUCUGCCCCGCCCCCGAAGGUCUUAUCCCGGGUUUCCUACACACAGAACCACACACCGACUGGACGCCCCACCCGGACCCCUGACCCCGGACCCCUGAACCCGGACCCCUGAACCUGGACCCUGGAGCUCGGCCUCAUGCAUGAAGGGUGCUGUGUCUCCAUGCAGCCUGGAUUUGAGCGCCAGCCUAUUAGCAUGCCUCUCCAUCAGCACCUCCACCCAUGGCAGCGGGACAGAACCGCUGCCCCCCCCCCAGGACCCACCUGGACCCGCCUGGACCUGUGCUGUGAACUAGUUCUUCAUUCAGUGUUUGUUUCUCGCCACACUCGACGGGACGUAGUAGAUUUUAGGAAAUUGACACAUUUCGAGCUGCGACUGAGCCGACUGACUUCAGAGUUCUGAUGAGAGAGGACUGCAGCUCCGUGGACCAGGACCUGGUCCUAAUCCUGAGCUCUACCCCAGGUCUUGAUGGAGCUGCUUUGCUCUACAUGAGAUCCUCCUUCAUUGGUUUCUGCACUCGCCUGAUCAUGAAACAUUCCUACUCACAGUGGAGGCUGCAUGUUCUUCCUUUGCAUUCACAUUCUUUGAUGGCCUGCAGCCAACAUGUCAAAGAUCAUCUGGGUGUAUUGCAACUUGCUGCAUAGCAACGAGGCGGCUGGCUGCAUAGCAACGAGGCGGCUGGCUGCUUAGCAACAAGUUGGCUGGCUGCAUAGCAACGAAUCGUUUGGCUGCUUAGCAACGAGUCGGCUCUGCUGCGUAGCAACAAGUCGGCUCUGCUGCGUAGCAACGAGUCGGCUCUGCUGCGUAGCAACGAGUCGGCUCUGCUGCGUAGCAACGAGUCGGCUCUGCUGCGUAGCAACGAGUCGGCUCUGCUGCGUAGCAACGAGUCGGCUCUGCUGCGUAGCAACGAGUCGGCUGGCUGCUUAGCAACAAGUUGGCUGGCUGCAUAGCAACGAAUCGGCUGGCUGCUUAGCAACAAGUCAGCUCUGCUGCGCAGCAACGAAUCGGCUGGCUGCAUAGCAAUGAGUCGGCUCUGCUGCGUAGCAACGAAUCGGCUGGCUGCAUAGCAAUGAGUCGGCUCUGCUGCGUAGCAACGAGUCGGCUCUGCUGCGUAGCAACGAGUCGGCUCUGCUGCGUAGCAACGAGUCGGCUCUGCUGCGUAGCAACGAGUCGGCUCUGCUGCGUAGCAACGAGUCGGCUCUGCUGCGUAGCAACGAGUCGGCUCUGCUGCGUAGCAACAAGUCGGCUGGCUGCUUAGCAACAAGUUGCUGGCUGCAUAGCAACGAAUCGGCUGGCUGCUUAGCAACAAGUCAGCUCUGCUGCGCAGCAACGAAUCGGCUGGCUGCAUAGCAAUGAGUCGGCUCUGCUGCGUAGCAACGAAUCGGCUGGCUGCAUAGCAAUGAGUCGGCUCUGCUGCGUAGCAACGAGUCGGCUCUGCUGCGUAGCAAUGAGUCGGCUCUGCUGCGUAGCAACGAGUCGGCUCUGCUGCGCAGCAACGAGUCGGCUCUGCUGCGUAGCAACGAGUCGGCUCUGCUGCGUAGCAACGAGUCGGCUCUGCUGCGUAGCAACGAGUCGGCUCUGCUGCGUAGCAACAAGUUGGCUGGCUGCAUAGCAACGAAUCGGCUGGCUGCUUAGCAACAAGUCAGCUCUGCUGCGCAGCAACGAAUCGGCUGGCUGCAUAGCAACGAGUCGGCUCUGCUGCGUAGCAACGAGUCGGCUCUGCUGCGUAGCAACGAGUCGGCUCUGCUGCGUAGCAACGAGUCGGCUCUGCUGAGUAGCAACGAGUCGGCUCUGCUGCGUAGCAACGAGUCGGCUCUGCUGCGUAGCAACGAGUCGGCUCUGCUGCGUAGCAACGAGUCGGCUCUGCUUAGCAACAAGUCGGCUGGCUGCAUAGCAACAAGUUGGCUGGCUGCAUAGCAACGAAUCGGCUGGCUGCUUAGCAACAAGUCAGCUCUGCUGCGCAGCAACAAGCCGGCUCUGCUGCGUAGCAACAAGUCGGCUCUGCUGCGUAGCAACAAGUCGGCUGGCUGCUUAGCAACAAGUUGGCUGGCUGCAUAGCAACGAAUCGGCUGGCUGCUUAGCAACAAGUCAGCUCUGCUGCGCAGCAACGAAUCGGCUGGCUGCAUAGCAACGAGUCGGCUCUGCUGCGCAGCAACGAAUCGACUGGCUGCGUAGCAACAAAUUGGCUGGCUGCAUAGCAACGAUUCGGCUGGCUGCAUAGCAACAAGUCGGCUCUGCUGCGUAGCAACAAGUCGGCUCUGCUGCGUAGCAAAGAGUCGGCUCUGCUGCGUAGCAAGGAGUCGGCUCUGCUGCGUAGCAAGGAGUCGGCUCUGCUGCGUAGCAACGAGUCGGCUCUGCUGCGUAGCAACGAGUCGGCUCUGCUGCGUAGCAACAAGUCGGCUCUGCUGCGUAGCAACGAGUCGGCUCUGCUGCGUAGCAACGAGUCGGCUCUGCUGCGUAGCAACAAGUCGGCUCUGCUGCGUAGCAACGAGUCGGCUCUGCUGCGUAGCAACGAGUCGGCUCUGCUGCGUAGCAACAAGUCGGCUCUGCUGCGUAGCAAGGAGUCGGCUCUGCUGCGUAGCAACAAGUCGGCUCUGCUGCGUAGCAAGGAGUCGGCUCUGCUGCGUAGCAACGAGUCGGCUCUGCUGCGUAGCAACAAAUUGGCUGGCUGCAUAGCAACGAGUCGGCUGGCUGCUUGAGGCUGGUUGUGUAGCGUAAAUCGAUUUGUCUCAACAGGAGGUUGCAGUUAUUUAAAACCGUGACGUCCUGAUUGUCACAACUUUCUUCAGGAUAUUAAUCUGAGCGAACAGCAUUAAUCCUCCCGACUCCACUUGAAGUGGCUCUAUGGUUCAGCAAAAAUAGUGUUGUGACUUGACUUGGCCCCGCCCCCUGCAGUGGUCUGGCCUGACCCCGCCUCCUGCUGUUGCUUUUGCCAGGUAACUGGAAAAAACCACUUGAAAGAAGCAGGAAGCUGUGGAACUUCCUGCGGGAUCAGACUGGAGUCGAUUUGGCCAAACCUGCUUCUUGAAGUGUUGUUGUGGAAUCUGCUCUGAGUGCAAUUCUUUUAUUUUUCAGAAUUUGUUUUGUUGCCUUUCGUCCAUCAGUGUUAAUGCUUUGUAAAAUAGCUGUUCAAUAUUUAAGUUAAGUUUGAUGAUAAUGCUGAUAUUUUAUCGUGAUUUUGAUGGUGUGACAUUUCCUCUUGUUUUUUUCCUCUUUUAACUGAAAACAACUAACAGCUGUUGGUCUCUCUGACUUGAACCUGUUGAUUUCUGCUGAUCUAGAUUUCUGCUGCUGGUUUUGGAGAAAAACCCUCUGAAACUCUGGUCUGUCGGUUUGUGCUCUUCUUCAGUCCUUCAGGCUUCAUUUUCCAAAUAAAACUCACCGUUGGAGG